This is a messenger RNA of Microtus ochrogaster (prairie vole), 1193 nucleotides long. RefSeq names its product C-C motif chemokine receptor 6 (gene Ccr6). The record is from RefSeq and is a predicted model, not a curated record. Gene Ontology annotation, cellular component: external side of plasma membrane; membrane. NCBI's taxonomy places the organism in Eukaryota, Metazoa, Chordata, Mammalia, Rodentia, Cricetidae. Gene Ontology annotation, biological process: immune response; calcium-mediated signaling; positive regulation of cytosolic calcium ion concentration. Gene Ontology annotation, molecular function: C-C chemokine receptor activity; C-C chemokine binding.
AGCCUGGACAACGACUGAGGCAGGGGUAGCUGGCCAGUCCACGUUGGAUCUCAGCAUUUCCUGGGGAGACAAUGAACUCCACGGAGGGCUAUGAGGAGUACUCUGACUCGAUCUUAUCUGUGUCUCCGGACGACUUGCCCUUAUCGGUGUCUCCAGACGACGCGCCGUGCUCCUUGCAGGAGGUCAGAGAGUUCACCAGGGUAUUUGUGCCGAUCGCCUACUCUUUAAUAUGUGUCUUUGGCCUUCUGGGCAACAUCAUGGUAGUGAUGACCUUUGCCUUCUACAAGAAGGCCAGGUCCAUGACUGAUGUUUACCUGUUGAACAUGGCCAUCACAGACAUACUGUUUGUCCUCACUCUGCCAUUCUGGGCAGUGACUCACGCCACCGGCACUUGGGUUUUCAGCAAUUCCCUGUGCAAACUGAUGAAAGGCAUCUAUGCCGUCAACUUUAACUGCGGGAUGCUGCUCCUAGCCUGUAUCAGCCUGGACCGGUACAUCGCCAUCGUCCAGGCAACCAAAUCUUUCCGGGUCCGAUCCAGAACGCUGGCACACAGCAAGAUCAUCUGUUUGGUGGUGUGGGCCAUAUCAGUCUUCAUCUCAAGUCCCACGUUUAUCUUCAACAAGAAAUACCCGUUCCAGGGUGGAAUAGAAGUCUGUGAGCCCCAGUACAAGUCUGUCUCGGAGCCCAUCACCUGGAAGCUGCUGGGGCUGGGGCUUGAGCUGCUUUUCGGCUUCUUCAUCCCUCUCCUGUUCAUGGUAUUCUGCUACCUGUUCAUCAUCAAAACCUUGGUGCAGGCCCAGAAUUCUAAAAGGCACAGAGCUAUCCGCGUGGUCAUCGCUGUGGUCCUUGUGUUCCUAGCUUGCCAGAUCCCUCACAAUGUGGUCCUGCUCAUGACUGCAGUAAACACGGGCAAAAUGGACCGGUCCUGCAGCGGCGAGAUCCGCCUCGCCUACGCCAGGAACGUGGCUGAGGUCCUGGCUUUCCUCCACUGCUGCCUCAACCCCGUGUUGUACGCAUUUAUUGGACAGAAAUUCAGAAACUACUUCGUGAAGAUCAUGAAGGAUGUGUGGUGUGCGAGGAGAAAGAACAAGGUGCCGGGCUUCCUCUGCGCGCGGGUGUACUCAGAAAGCUAUGCUUCCCGGCAGACCAGCGAGAUCAUGGACAACGAGAAUGCUUCAUCCUUUACCAUGUAA